Molecule: messenger RNA, 1278 nt
Organism: Poecilia latipinna (sailfin molly)
Lineage: Eukaryota; Metazoa; Chordata; Actinopteri; Cyprinodontiformes; Poeciliidae
Product: HRAS-like suppressor 3
Exons: 6
Coding region: 292-825 (177 amino acids)
Biological process (GO): N-acylphosphatidylethanolamine metabolic process
Cellular component (GO): cytoplasm
Molecular function (GO): A2-type glycerophospholipase activity; glycerophospholipid phospholipase A1 activity
Source: RefSeq, a predicted model, not a curated record
CUGUCCACAGAUUUCGCAGAAAGCAAAGACAAAAUUCAUAACUUCAGUUUCUGAGAUCAGGAAUCCUACGUAACCAAUAUUUCAUAUUAAUCAGUAAAACAAUCAGAAAUUGUGUAGUUCGGUGCAGCACAGAGUCAGAACAGGUUAUGUUACUUUUUGUUUUUAUUAUUUUUGAGCCACACCUGGAUUUGGUGAAACAGCUUUUAUGUUUUGUCUUUACUGUGAUUCUCUCAGGUGAGGUGAAGACACAGAGCUGAGCAGAUUUUUCUCCUCAAUUUGACACCACAGAUUAUGGACUCUACAGGAUGCCAAAAACCUGCAAAGGAACCAAUCACUGACAAGAACGGAGAUGAACCGAAGCCUGGAGACCUGAUUGAGAUUUUCCGUAACGUCUAUGAACACUGGGCUGUGUACGUUGGUGACGGCUACGUCGUCCAUCUGCUGGGACCGGAUGGAAAUUUCUCGUCGAUCAGCACCAUCAACCUUCCAAUGGGGAAGAACAACAUUUUGAAGCAGAAGCUGCUGGAGGUGGUUUCCACAGACGAGUGGCACAUCAACAACAAACUGGACCAGGAGAAGCAGCCGCGCCCCGCCCACAUCAUCGUGGACCAAGCCAACAAACUCGUCGGCACAACUCGAUCGUACAACGUCGUCGAAUACAACUGUGAACAUUUUGCCACUGAGCUGCGCUACGGAGACGCCGAGUCCCAGCAGGUAGAAGAUGCUCUGAAGAUUGGACUUGGUGUGACUGGAGUCUCUUUAGCUUUGGGAGCCGUGAUCGUAGCUUUGCUAGUCUGGAAGACUAACCAGUCAACCAGUAACUGACAGUGAGAAUAUAUUCUGAAUGAUCUAGACACAUUUUAGGUUAUUAAGCUGUUUUAGUUUCAUCCUGACGAUGGAAACAAGUAUCUGAUUUUUAAUGGUCUAUUGGUUACUGCUGCUUUAGGAGUGAUUAGUCAUAGUUGUAAUAAUAAAAAUCAAGUACAUUAAAUAUUUAAUCUUCUUGUUUUAAUUGUAAGGAGUGACUGAGGCUCUAAGUCAACUUAACUCCCACUAAAAAAUCUAUUCAUGUUGCCACUACUGCACCUACCUAUUUUAACCUGCAGGGGGAGCGUAACCUCAUCAGUAAGGUGUACAGCAAUUUGUACAAUUUAGUGAUUUACUGACUCCUAAACUGUCUACAUGUUACUCAGUCAUACGCUGAGAGAUAAUAUGUACUGUGAAGUGUACAACAAUUAUAUAAUCAAUAAAUCAAUAAAUUAUUCUUUAAAAAGCUGA